GCUGGGGUUAUAGUUUUAUUACUAAGUAGAUUAGACGUGAACAAAUAAAAUAUCUAUUUUAAAAUAUCAAGACAAGUAGGUUUGAUUCUCCAGGAUGAGCUAGAGGCCAGCAAGUUUUAUCUGUUUAUGCAUGAAGCUCUUUUGGCAGUGAAAGUCGAAGUCCGCACCUUUAGUAGAUUGCGUUGGGAACGCUGUGUCAGGUUAAAGAGUAGUAGUAAACUUCAUGGUCUAGCCGCUCCUGGCGAGAAUUUCUGCUCACAAUGUUCGCAAGAAUUCAGCCGUAUCUGCUGGUUAUCUUCGUUCAAGUUUUGGUUGUAGCAGCAAUCACAAAUCCACAGGAUUUUGCUGCUCUGCAAUCUCUCAAAUCUGGAUGGGAGAAUGCACCACCAAAUUGGGCUGGAACAGAUCCAUGUGGGAGUGGUUGGAUUGGGAUUGGAUGCAGCAAUUCUCGCGUCGUCUCUAUAACAUUAGCGAGCGUUGGUUUGAGUGGUCAAGUACCUGGGGACAUCGCCGAUUUAUCUGAACUGCUGACUCUGGAUUUAUCAUACAAUGAAGGAUUAACUGGAUCUCUUCCCAGAACAAUUGGAAAUUUGGCAAAGCUAACAAGCUUAAUCCUCGUUGGCUGUGGCUUUUCUGGUCAGAUACCAGACACCAUAGGAUCUAUGAAGCAGCUAUAUACUCUGUCGCUAAAUUCUAACAAGUUUAUUGGCCAAAUACCGCCUUCUAUCGGUGCUCUACCAAAACUUCAUUGGCUGGAUUUAGCCGACAACAAGCUUUCUGGCAGCAUACCUGUCUCAAAUGGAACUGCACCUGGUCUUGAUAUGCUUGUCCAGACACAGCACUUUCACUUUGGCAAGAAUCAGCUGUCUGGUGAAAUCCCAUCUCAACUUUUCAGUGGAAAUAUGUCUCUGAUUCAUCUGCUACUGGAGAAUAACCAGCUCACGGGAAAAAUCCCUUCCACCGUGGGCCUUAUCCAAACUCUGGAGGUGUUACGCCUUGAUAGGAACUCAUUGAGCGGACCAGUUCCGCAAAACCUCAGCAAGCUCACCAGUGUUCAGGAGCUGUUCUUAUCAAACAAUAACUUGAACGGGCCCCUGCCUGAUCUCACCGGUAUGACCUCCCUCAAUUACCUGGAUAUGAGCAACAAUACAUUUGAUGCAUCGGAUUUUCCUCCAUGGAUUUCAACCUUACCGUCUUUGACAACGCUUAAUGGAAAACACAAAUCUUCGGGGGCAGUUCCAGAAAAGCUUUUCAGCCUUGCUCAGCUGCAGUCUGUGAUAUUGAAGAAUAAUCGACUCAAUGGCACCCUGAGUCUUGGAUCCAGUUACAGCAAUGAGCUACAAUUAGUUGAUUUGCAAAAUAAUACAGUUAAGUCCUAUACUGAACAAGCUGGUGGGUACGGCAGUAUUCAGAUAAUACUUGUAGAUAACCCAAUUUGUCAAGAAACACCACCAAGCUACUGUAUCCCUCCUCGACAAGCCAAUUCCUCAUAUACAACUCCGAGUAAUUGCUCGAGGCCUCAGUGCAGAUCAGAUCAAGUUUCUAGCCCCAGCUGUCAAUGUGCAUAUCCAUACACGGGCACCCUAUUUUUCCGGGCUCCUUCGUUCUCUAACUUGGGGAACUUGAGCACUUUUCUGGCUCUGCAAGAGAGAUUGAUGUUCACAUUUCAGUCUCAUCAGUUGCCUGUGGAUUCAGUUUCUCUGAGUAAUCCCUCAAAAAAUUUAGAUGACUAUCUUACUUUAAGCCUUGAAGUUUUUCCGUCUGGCCUGGAUUACUUCAACUACACAGGAAUUUCUGCAAUUGGUUUUGCGCUUAGCAAUCAAACAUUUAAGCCUCCCCCAUUCUUUGGGCCUUUCUUCUACCGUGCGAACGGCUAUCAAUACUUCAGUGGUAGUUAAGAUGUUCAGAUGUUAUUACUUCGGUCGACUGUCUAUAUGGAGUAUUAUUUCUUCUUUCUUCUUGAUUCUCCUCAUGGUUUUAUCUGU
Coffea arabica (coffee) is the source of this 1985-nucleotide messenger RNA. Lineage: Eukaryota; Viridiplantae; Streptophyta; Magnoliopsida; Gentianales; Rubiaceae. The record is from RefSeq and is a predicted model, not a curated record.